GAAUUCAAGAAGGCGACAGCAAAGCGUGCUCGGCAUGAGAAAGGAUUUUAUAGAAGCGUAGAGCGUGGUACAGCAAUAAAAGCGGAGCGAAUACGGCCAAAACAAGAAAAAGUUAAGAAGGACAAGCUGUAUCCUAUUGAAGUAAGUACAUGUCCUAAUUUCGUUUAUAGUGAAGUUUCGUUGCAUUCUCAUCUGAAUAUAAAUAUCCACAUUUCCUAAACACUAUAUUAACUUGUUUUUAUAGAUUAUUGACAGAGACAAGUGUUCCAAUAAAGUAAAAAUCCAUUACACAGGAUACUCUAGUGAGUUUGAUGAGUGGAGAGAUGCUACUGAAGUAUCUAAUGGCGAACAAUCUAGGAAGUUUGGUCGUUUAACACAACGCUUUGAGCCAAGUGUUGACUCUUUGCCAGAUAGGGCUUCAGCCUUCUUUUAUACCUUAGGAAAGACGGUUAAAGCGUCGUUGUAUUCCAGCAAGCGAGAGUCACCCGAUAUACGAAUCGAAGAACGAAUUGAUGCGGACAUUUACAACAACUAUCUUCAGAAUAUUGGUGUGGUGAAGAAAUUCAGGGGCAAAAAUGUGCAUGCAUUAAAUAAUGACAGUGACAUGUGUCAAAUUUUGGGGAGCAAAUGGUUUGAAAGAAUCAUCAAUGUCAAUGGAGACUUCUGCUAUGUUGUUCGGGAUACCGUGAGGUUCUGGUUGAACGAGAAAAAAACAGUGAAGGAAUUUUUUUAUGUUGGGGAGCACCUUUUCGAGAACCACAUUGGAAAUGACUUGCAGCUUAUAUUUACUUUUGUUCGUGGAGAUGGUGUAAGGACUGAGUACAAAACAAAUGACUGGAAAUAAGCACUCAACAAGUAUUUAAUUAUAUAUUUUGUUCUGUUAAAAAUUGUACUGCUUGUUGUAAGUGCUUGCACCAUUCACAAUUCAUCCCUAGCACUAUUCCGUUGACAAAUAUAAUUGUCUAGUGUUAAAUAACAAAGUGCAUUGCAGCUCAAAUAGAUGCAAGUACUCACAGCAAGCUUGACUGUUGUGCACUAAUCAAUUGAAAGCUGGGACCCUGGCAUAUGCCUGGUAGCAAACGGUUUUAUUAACCCAUUUUCUGCCAAUGGCCUAAAAACUGAAGGAUAUAAUUGUCUGGCAUUAGUAUAAAUAAAAUACCAAAGUAGGGUAAAUUUGGGAACAUUGCCAGAUAAUGGGUUAAGCAUCAACAUUUUGAUACCUGUGGCUUUAAAGGACAUUGGCAACCAAAAUUUUUAUUGCUUAUAUCUAUUAGGUAUGCUUACGGAAUACUUAAUUUUAUAUUUUGGCCGGUUUGUCGCAUUUAGUUGUUGAGAAAAUGUAAUAAAAAGUUCAACAGUAGUCCGCCAUUUUGAAAAUAAACACUUGUGCCACAGCAUACAUUAUCUGACGUCAUUAGAUGGGUAAACACAAUUUCAUGACUAUAAAACAAUACCGAGUAUUACCACGCGUAGUGCACUUUGAGCCUAAACGAAGGGCAGAAACGUUUUACCAAGUAUGUUCCUUAUUUGUAACACUAUUUCUGAUAGUAUAUCAGUCCUAGUCCGUGUUAAAUAAACGCAGUAAUUCGAAUGUAAACAAGGCAAACACUAAUGCAAUAUUUUAUGAUCAAUUACCUGUAUUGUAAAUUGCGCCAUUCCUUGCUUUCCCAGUCGCUCGAUAUGUUUUUAUCUGAUAGUGUAGGCUUCUCUUGUUUGAUUGCGAAAAGUAUUGGCCAGUAUAACGCUCAAAACGACAUAUUUUUGGCUAACACGACACGCACGCAAUAGAAUUAUCACUUGUAGUUUUGGUGCUACCCAUCUAAUGACGUCACAAAAUUCGUUGACCUUCGAAGGUCAUUUUUUCCAAGAUGGCGGCGACACACAAAGUUUGCAUGCAUUUUACUCCUAGAGUAAAAUGUUCGAGAAGGAAAUGAUAAUAUUUUCAUAGUUAGGUUGUCAAGUAGGAUUGAAAUAGCCAAUAAAAAUUUUCGUUGCCAAUGUCCUUUAAUAGGCACAAUGCUUGCGGUCAGUAUCAUAUCUGUAUGGCAAAAUGUGUCACUUCGCCGCCCUUAUUAGCCUGCACCGUAGAAGGACAUACACUUCUUUGGAAAAUUGGAAAUCAAAAAUCUGCUCCAUUUUUGAACGUACUUUUUUAUUAAAAAAUUUACCGGUCACGCAUGUCCGCCAGGCGACGAUAUUUUCCGGUCAAACUGUGAAAUUUUACCGGUCAGUGACCGGUGACCGGCACUUAUUUCGAGGCCUGCUGUGUAACUAAGCUGUAACUGCAAUAAUUUCCUAUAGCCAUGCAUGAAAGCAUUGGUAUGGGCUGUAAAUUAAACUAAAUAUUAUACCUCAAAUUCAAAUUGUCCAAUCAAAAAACAGCGUUUGUACCACGUCACAAUGUGAUUUUUUACGAUAUUUUACUCAAAUUCAUGAUUUUGCAAUGCAGCAUGAGAUACUAUAAUAUCCCACGGUAGAUCCACCGUGGGAUAUUAUAGCAUCACACGCGUGGACACCACGUUCUGAAACAAUAUGGCGUUCGCGAGCUGUUGUUUGUAAUUUCGUACAGAAGUUUUAUUGAUUUAAGUUAAGCAAAGAUUUUCAAGACGUAUGUUACCUUCAAUGCAUGAUCAAAGGAUACAUGCUCAAAUAUUUUGAAGAGAAAACGUCAAAAACUCAGGUAUACAUAAGAAAUUAAAUUCAAGUUUUAAUUAAAGUUUAUUCUGAAUUUGGUUGGUUCUUUAACUUUCGGUAUAAUUUAUCAUUUAUAGACCCUCCGCUCGGGGGAUUCAUCUGAAUAUUACCCUCAGUGAUGAUAUUUCCCUCAGAGCAAAGCCCCUCGGGAAAUAUCAUCACUUCGCGUAAUAUUCCACCGAAUCCCCCUCGCUCCGGGUCUAUAAAUAUUGCAUGAAAUUUGGUUCCGAUAUUGGAAUGGUCUGAACUAGCCGUAAAUUAAUGAUCAUUGCAUGCAAGGUUGAAAUACUGUUUAUUUCUCCUUUUUUAUGUGACACAGCCAGUGGCUUAACCAAAUUAUUAGUUUUGAAAGAAGUAAAUUAUUAGCUUUGAAGCUACAGUAGUUUUUUUUUGUAUUGUUCAGGUGGUUCAACCUUCUUCAGUAUCAAGCAGUCUUAAGCGUGCCUACGUGAUUUUCAAAGCCGAGAAACGAUCGACUUGACCGUUGCAUAUUUGUGUAAUUGUUACAUUACCAUUAGAUACAAUAAUCAAUCAUGUGUUUCACAGAUAUAUCAGGCAAUAUACACAUAGUUACUUGAAACAAAUUUAUUUAGUAUUUUUACCCAAGUGAACAUAACAAAUCCUACACGUUGAUUGGUCAAGUUUGACGUAAUAAGCUGUUAUAUUCACCUGUAGGUGAAUAUAACAAAACAGAAAUUUUCAAAAUGGCGGCUAACCCGUUUUGUGGAAGUUUACUGACAAAGAAAUAAGCGAAAUUAAAAUAAAUUCAGUCUCAAAAACACAAAAGCUUGUGUAAAAAUACUAAAACAAUUAUAUUCCCCGAUAAUUACUCGCCUUCGGCAAAUAAUUGUUAAAUUUUGUGUGAAAUCUCAGGUACAAUUGCGCGGUCCCUUUCUACGUGCAACUUUUAGUCAACGCUCUGCCGAAAGCCGUGAGUUACCUCCGGGUACUCCCACAGGGAAAGUUGACAGGGUGGGUUAGGUAAAAGGGCCCACAUUAAUUGGCAUAUGCUGUUGUGGUGACCCUGUCCCAGUUGGCAAAGCUAAAUAAAAAAAUUAUUAUAGUACUGGUUAGGUCUAAUAUAUAAACGUAUAUAAAUUUACACUCGAUAAUUUCCAUCUACUGUACAAGACCCUUUAUUUAUUAUAUAUGUAGUGUGCCACUUUCCCAAACCAAGCACAAAAGAGCACAUGCGUUCAGCAGCAUGAAAAUUGUUCGACCCCCCACCGCGGUUCCGAGAUCUGACUUUACUUAGUGUUAAUUUAUGUUUAUUAUUUUCUAGAUCGAGGACAGGUUCUCAGCAUGUAUGAAAGACGCUUACCAGAGUCAAUACAUGGAUCCAGAAUUCAAACACGUGACUGAAGCUUGGGACACAUUUCAAGACAGGGUAAGGCCAUGCAUCACUGACUGGAUCGGCUUUGAACCGCGGGAGAAGGCCUAGCGAAAUUCGUUAACUUGGUCUUAGCCCUACAUUCGUAAAGUAACUUUACCCGAACUGCCAGUAUACAUACAUGUAUUUCCUUCCAAAUCGAAAUAUAUUCAUUCAUUCUUCAUCCCAAAGGCAUAAAAUUAUACUUUUACAUUAAUCAGGGUUCGUACGGGUCCUGGAAAACCUGGAAAGUCAUGGAAUUUCAAUAUUCCAAAAUCCAGGCCUGGAAAUCCUGGAAAAUCAAUUUUAGUCAUAGAAAGUCAUGGAAUUACAUAACAUUAACAAAGUAUUUUACUUCGUUCAAUUUACCAUGCAGUCAUAACAAUAAUAUGAAUUGUUGUUAUAUAAUGGAUUUUUGCAAGAGCGAAGUGAAUUUUGUUCUUUUAUUAUAUCUGUUAUCGUUAAAAUAUUAACAAAUUUCAGAGAUUCCAGACUUCCAGGUCAUGGAUUUUGAAAAAUAUGGUCAUGGGAAGUCAUGGAAAAGUCAUGGAAUUUUAAAUGGGAGAAGGUGUACGAACCCUGAUUAAUGUAAAUAUGUAGAAUCGCGGCGAAAAUGGCCCCAGAUUUGCGAAUUCUGCUAGGCCUUCUCGCUUCCCGUUUCUCCCCAGCGCGCCUGAUCUUACAUAGAGCGUCCAGUUAUAUAUUCAUUUCGAUGGUUCAAAUAGAUCAUACUGCAGUAGGUCUCGACCAAUGAAAAGUAGAUUGAACUGAAAUUAAUCAGUUAUAAAUAUUUUCCGUCUUUUAGUUUGAUUGCUGUGGUGUGGAUGAUCCGUUAGACUAUCUCACAAACAACAAAAUAAAUGCUGCUCCCAAAUCUUGUGGUGGAACGAAAGCAGAUGCGGUUGGGAGA
This is a messenger RNA of Paramuricea clavata, 4973 nucleotides long. Lineage: Eukaryota; Metazoa; Cnidaria; Anthozoa; Malacalcyonacea; Plexauridae. The record is from the annotation of a GenBank genome assembly.